This is a messenger RNA of Arctia plantaginis, 1239 nucleotides long. The record is from the annotation of a GenBank genome assembly. Lineage: Eukaryota; Metazoa; Arthropoda; Insecta; Lepidoptera; Erebidae.
AUGAAAAAUUUAUUUCGAUUUAAAACGAUACACGUUUCGCCACAUAAAGCCAAAGUCGAGAGCUGCAAAGAGAAUUUUGUAAUGGAUAAUCAAACCUGUAUUUUUCUCGGAAUCAAAGUUAAACCUGGACCGAUAGAACGCCAUAAACUCGACAACUAUGGUCUAGACAACACUGUGGAUAGUUUAAAAACUGAAGCUGAAAAGAAGUCUAAUGUACCCUCUGCUUCUUUAGAAUUGAUCCAUCAUGGUAAGAUCUUGAAGGAUGAUCUGACACUCCAUGACAGUGGAGUAAAAAGUGGAGAGAUGGUACAUGUGGUGAAAAAGAAGGUCCAAACACCACCUCCACCUCCUCCAACAUUUACUGAUAAUGAUCUUCAACUGCUAAACAGUUCUUUGAGAACUUUAGGUUGUACACCAAAUGCUCCUGGAUGGACUAGAGCUAUGCAGUUAUUGAAUGAUGAAUCUGCAAUGGCCGAGAUUGUAGAGCAAGCCCCUUCCAUUGGAGAAGACUGUGUAGCUCUAUCAAUUCUACAUGAAGUGGAAUUAUUAGCUGCUUUAGGAGCUAACAUACACACUAUGAGAAGAGGUGCCAAUGCUCAUCCAGAGUUACCAGCUGCUUUAAGACACCUAACACGUCUCGUACGAUCUCGCAACAGUACAACAUCUUCUACUGACAGUGUCCCCACAUCCGGCUUUGCUUAUUCAUUAGAAGCACUAUCAGAGGAUGAGGAUGCAGAUGAAGAAGAAACAGAAGAAACUGAAAGAAAUCCUAUCACCCAGGAACAGUUUACUGCAGCUUUGCAGGCCGCUACAGACGCUAUAUCGUCGUCGAGUGGUCGCGGCGGCACCGGCAGUCAAGAUAGCCUAGUGAGACUAUUACAGUCAGCUGGCGAGUCAAGCAGAACUCCCUCCUCCGCAACAGGGUCUGGUACAGCAAUUGAUCUCGGGCCUUUCCAAUCACUCAUAACUACUGAAAUGUUCACCGAAGCGUUAUCCGACGUUAUAAACAGAACUACCAGAUAUCCGGAAGGAACACCAAGGGAACACACUCAUCCUGCGUCAUCAUCUCAAAGUCCAGCGGCAAGAGAGAAUAGCGAGGAUUUCUCAACACAAAUACAAUUCAUGCACGAAAUGGGCUUAUUGGACGACGCGCUCAACAUGCGCGCACUCAUUAUUUGCGCAGGUGAUGUGAAUGCAGCAAUCGAUUUAGUUUUUAGUGGAGCCAUUGGGGACGAAUAA